Formica exsecta is the source of this 941-nucleotide messenger RNA. Its product is annotated as D-aspartate oxidase-like. The annotation marks the transcript as partial. The record is from RefSeq and is a predicted model, not a curated record. Gene Ontology annotation, molecular function: D-amino-acid oxidase activity; FAD binding. The transcript has 4 exons. Lineage: Eukaryota; Metazoa; Arthropoda; Insecta; Hymenoptera; Formicidae.
CGUUGGCUUGAAAGUGUAGUCCCGGUAUACAGAAGAGCGACAGAGGAGGAAUUUCAAUUAGUUAAUGGCAAUUGGAAAUAUGGAUCAUUUUUUUCGACUCUCCUUACACAAAGCAAUUUAUAUCUUCCAUGGAUUAAGCGAAAAUUGCUAAUAGACGGAGUUACGUUUAAACAAAGAAAACUAAAUUCCCUCAAGGAACUAACUGGCGAAUUUGACAUCGUAAUAAAUUGCACUGGGCUUGGAGCACGUAAAUUAUGCGAUGAUAGACGUCUCGUUUCUAUACGCGGUCAAGUGCUCAAAGUAAAAGCACCGUGGAUCAAGACUUUCUUUUACGGCGAGCUCGACACUUAUGUUAUACCAGGUUUCCAUGGCAUGGUUACUCUAGGUGGAUCGAGAAGCUUCGAUUCCGAAAAUAUAAGAUUAUGUCCAUACGAAUCCGUAGCGAUUCGCGAAAGAUGUGAAACAUUGGUUCCAUCUUUGAAAGAUGCGGAACUCUUGCAACAAAAAGUCGGUUUACGACCACAUAGAGAAGGCGGUGUUAGAAUUGGAGAGGGAAAUAUCGUUAACAAUGGUUGCUCUAAUAAAACCAUAAUCGUACAUAACUAUGGACAUGGUGGUUACGGAGUUUGUAUGGCACCAGGAACUGCUAUUGCGACCGUCGACACAGUCAUCGAAUUUCAUAAAGCUACCUGCUCCAAAAUAUAAUUGCUAUAAUAUAAAAUUUUUGUUCGGUUUUGUAUGUUACAGAAAAACGUUCUUCUCUACCUGCAAAUGGAUAUAUUCUUUAUUAACGAAUUUGCAUACGAAAGUUAAUGAUCUAAUACUGCGCGGUAUUGUUUACUGAAAUGCACUUACAAUCAGAAUUUCUGAAGAUUUGUUAUCAGAUGUGAGAUACACGUUUAUUCCGCUGAUCGAAAGACGCAAUGAAGUUUUUUUUUUUU